Molecule: messenger RNA, 1787 nt
Organism: Nicotiana attenuata
Lineage: Eukaryota; Viridiplantae; Streptophyta; Magnoliopsida; Solanales; Solanaceae
Product: ubiquitin carboxyl-terminal hydrolase 3-like
Exons: 6
Coding region: 290-1390 (366 amino acids)
Biological process (GO): protein deubiquitination
Cellular component (GO): cytosol; nucleus
Molecular function (GO): cysteine-type endopeptidase activity; cysteine-type deubiquitinase activity
Source: RefSeq, a predicted model, not a curated record
CAAAGGUGGGAGAGAGGGGAAAUGCCAGAUGGCUAGUGUACACACACCGCCUCUACAAGCACGCCUUUGAGAAUUGAAAGGAACGACACAUUCAGCCUAAAAAUUCAACACUAGCUCCACUUCUCUUGGUCUAUAAAUUCACAUCGUAGUCUAGAGUCCUAGACUCUACACUACAUAAUACUGUACUGUAGAUAGAUAAAUACCCCAUUUGUGAUUGUUGAAUUUGAAGAAAGGAAAUAAAGAAAGCAGAAUAGAGGGGGAGUAUUGGUAUUUGGUAGAGGAGGGGCCGAUGGGUGCAACGGGUUCCAAGCUGGAGAAGGCCCUCGGCGACCAAUUUCCCGAAGGCGAACGCUACUUUGGCCUCGAAAACUUCGGCAACACUUGCUACUGCAACAGCGUCUUACAGGCGCUGUACUUUUGUGUACCAUUCCGUGAGCAACUGCUAGAGUAUUAUGCAAAUAAUAAAAGCCCUGCAGAAGCGGAGGAGAAUCUUUUAACUUGUUUGGCUGAAUUGUUCUCGCAGAUAAGUUCACAGAAGAAGAAAACCGGUGUUAUUGCUCCACGACGCUUUGUGCAAAGAGUCAGGAAGCAAAAUGAACUUUUCCGAGGUUACAUGCAUCAGGAUGCCCAUGAGUUUUUGAACUUCUUGUUAAAUGAACUUGUUGAUAUCUUGGAGAAAGAGUCACAUGCAUCAAAAAGUUUAACGGCAAGUUCUCCUGAAAAAGUCGCAAAUGGAUCAUGUAAUGGUAAGAGCAAUGGUGUUAAGAAGGAGCCACUUGUUACCUGGGUGCACAAAAAUUUUCAGGGUAUAUUAACCAAUGAAACAAGAUGUUUGAGGUGUGAGACAGUCACAGCAAGGGAUGAGACAUUUUUUGAUUUGAGCCUUGAUAUUGAACAGAACAGUUCAAUUACAAGCUGCCUAAAAAAUUUCAGUUCGACAGAGACCCUCAAUGCGGAGGACAAAUUUUUCUGUGACAAGUGCUGUAGCUUGCAAGAAGCACAAAAACGGAUGAAGAUAAAGAAACCGCCACACAUCCUGGUCAUUCAUUUGAAGCGUUUCAAGUAUAUGGAACAACUAGGUCGUUACAAAAAAUUGUCUUACCGUGUAGUGUUUCCUCUGGAGCUGAAACUCAGCAACACCAUUGAAAACACGGACUCUGAGUAUUCUCUAUUUGCUGUUGUUGUUCAUGUUGGGAGUGGGCCAAACCAUGGGCAUUAUGUUAGUCUUGUGAAAAGCCACAACCACUGGUUGUUCUUUGAUGAUGAGAAUGCUGAGAUCAUUGAUGAGUCUGCUGUUCAGACCUUUUUUGGCUCAGCUCAAGAGUACUCGAGCAAUACAGAUCAUGGCUAUAUUCUCUUCUAUGAGAGCCUUGCUGCUAGCAAGAACUGAUAAAGAGUUCUCACAUGUCGAGACCUAACUAUUUUGCCUGUCUCUGCUUAACUUCUGUCAUGUUCAGCUUUCCCAUGGUUUACUGGACUUGCUUAACAAAUGUUUAUGGUUCCGUGUACAACAUACGAGGGUUUUCUAGCAUUUGACUUGUUUUAACAAUAAAGAGAUGUAAAUCCUGGUACAGAAACUUCAAACGAGAUGUUGAUAUUGUAUUAUUAGAUAUCAAACUGCAAGGAGCACCAAUGCACUUUGUUGGCAGAACUCCAAAAGCAGGAAUAAGUGUCUCCUUUGUGUAAUUUCAAUCUGAAAGGAUAGACUGCUGCUUUGUAGCUUUGUUUUGAAGUGGUUGAGAUGAACACUGAUGGACCUUGGUUCUAGUACUAUAUUCUUUUCCUUA